This is a messenger RNA of Camellia sinensis, 744 nucleotides long. NCBI's taxonomy places the organism in Eukaryota, Viridiplantae, Streptophyta, Magnoliopsida, Ericales, Theaceae. The record is from RefSeq and is a predicted model, not a curated record.
AUGGCUGAAGCCAUAAGACAACAACAUCAGUGGCAACAACAACAACAACAACUACCACCCCCAUCUCCAAUGCCUGUACCACCUCCAUCUCUAGGGUUUCAAAUAGGGGACUAUACUGUUACUUUGACUAGAGAAUUCAAAAAGAUGAAACCACCGUUGUUUCAUGGCGGAAUUGAGCCACUAAAGGCCAAAGCUUGGGUCUUAGGGAUUGAGAAGUUGUUGGAAGUGUUCCCAUGUACCAAAGCUCAGAAAGUACAACUAGCUUCAUUUACAUUAGAAGAUGAUGCCAGGCGUUGGUGGAUGUUGGACAUAAAAGUGUCUGAAUUUAUGGAACUCAAGCAGGGAAACAAAUCAGUUGUCGAGUAUGAGGCUCAGUUUAUAGAGUUAGUCCGUUUCGCACCCCACAUGGUAGAUACGGACUACAAGAAAGCUAGACAAUUUGAGGGAGGUUUGUGUGACCUAAUCCUAGACAGAGUCAAUGUACUUAAAUUACCAACAUAUGUGGAUGUGCUUGAUAGGGCACUAAUAGCAGAGGGAAAUGUGGCCAACCGUAAACAAAAUUUCGAAUGGAAGGGCAGUAGACAGAAUUUUAAUAAGGGGACACCAUCAACAAAUAACAAGUUGAAGUCUGGGAAUUCCAAUAAUUCAGGGUCAACCCAAAGUGGCAACUUAGUACCUACUUGCACCAUUUGUGGAAAGAAGCACUGGGGUGUUUGCUAUCGCACUACGAGGGCUUGCUACUAG